Aureobasidium vineae is the source of this 1017-nucleotide messenger RNA. The record is from the annotation of a GenBank genome assembly. NCBI's taxonomy places the organism in Eukaryota, Fungi, Ascomycota, Dothideomycetes, Dothideales, Saccotheciaceae.
AUGAAGAAACAUCGCAAGCAUUCUCCAAAAACCUCUGUCACGUCACACAAGCCUGUCGGCUUCACUGUCCACUUUGAAGACGGUCUCGGCGAGCUCAGCCGCUUCCCAAGAGAAAUCAGAAACAUGAUCUACGGCUUCAUCGUCCCCUCACUCGUGGUACACGGCGCUCGGGAGACCACUAUUGAUCGCUGUGUCGUACGUGAGCUCGUCAAGGCUCCUAUUCUGGCUACAAGCAAGCAGCUCUGUGUUGAGUUCCUCGCAGUCUUCAUUCGAGAAAUNUCCCUGGAAGAAAGCGACAUACACUACAAAAACGAUGAAUGCCAUCCAAGGCCAAGUGAAGACCAGUACGACUCCGAGGGAUUCUGCCCGGAAGAGAGGGACAACAACAGUGACGAAGAAUGCCCUGAAAGUCCCGAGAAACUCCUGGCAUCUGUCAAAGGUCGCAUCGAGUAUAAUUUUCAAAGCAACGACAGAACACUCGGGCUUCAGGCAACCACAUUCUAUUUGCACAUGGACAAAUACAUGCCCGAAUGCGAAGAUGGCGUGUUCGAAGAGCUACCUCAGAGAUUGCAGCGCUUGUGGGACAUUCAUGAGGACUAUCGUGUCCCGUCUGAUCACAUGUACCUCAACAUGGACUACAGUGAGCCAGGAUCUUGUAUGUGGAUAGAAACUCCUCGCGUUCAGCCCUUCGGCUUUCUCACGUGGGAGGACUUCUGGAAGCACAACUUUGAUGCUGUGGCAGCAAGCAUAAUAUUGUCCGAUGGAAAAGCCUCCAUUCAUACAAUGGCUAACAUGAAGACCCAGCUAAAGGCCCAAAUUGCAGCCUAUAAAGCACUGAAGCUGCGCGAGUUUCGAGAAAAUUCUCCUUCCGAGGAAGAGUAUCUGCGCAUGGACACGCUACUGAACAACAUCCUCUACAACUUUUAUUGGGGGCAUUCCAUUCAGUCAAUGCUGGAGUUCCACGUCAAGAUAGGCAAGACGGCUAUCAGGUUCUGGAAGGUCAAAGAGGAGCAAUAG